GCGCUGUGUUCAUAAUCUAGCAAACCUCAGCAUUUCAUUCUUACUGGGGCUAGAAGCGCUUAUGCCCUGGAUCUCUGCUCACAUUGUUUUUACCUGCCAACCUGUUCGGGAGUCUGUUGUUACCUGCCAACUUCAAAUCCCAAACUCCUCCAGUUUCAUCAACGGACCUCCAGACACAUGUGCAGUAGAAAAACACUGCCAAAAUGAAUUACAGUUACAAUUACAGUUACGACGAUGACUAUGGAGAUGGAGAGGAAUCAUAUGACUAUGACGCAUCUCCGUGUGAGCUGAAUGACAACCGUGAGACAGAACUGAUGGUGCAAGCCUAUGUGCAUUCCAGCAUCUGCAUCUUGGGCUUUCUGGGAAACAUCCUGGUGAUCGUCACCUUCGCCUUUUACAAGAAAGCAAAGUCCAUGACAGACGUGUACCUCCUGAAUGUGGCUCUGGCCGACCUGCUCUUCGUCGUCGCCCUCCCGUUCAUAAUAUACAACGAGCAAAACAGCUGGAGCAUGGGAGCCUGGGUCUGCAAACUGCUGCGGGGUGCGUACAGCAUAAACCUCUACAGCUGUAUGCUCCUGCUAGCCUGCAUCAGCAGUGACCGCUACAUCGCCAUCGUUCAGGCCAGACGGUCCUUCAGGUUCCGGGCGCGCGUGCUGUUCUAUGGCCGUCUCAUCUGCACGACCGUCUGGGUGCUGGCAGUUGCCCUGUCCAUCCCAACCUUCUUAUACAAUGACAGGUACGAGGCCCGCAGUGGCUUAGGCAAUGGGACCACGGCAGUGUGCUACUUAAAGUUCGACCAGCAGGAGACUGCAAAGUUGGUGAAGGUGUUAAUACCCAGCACACAGAUGGCAGUGGGGUUCUUCCUCCCCCUGCUGGUCAUGGUCUUCUGUUACUCCAGCAUCAUCGUCACCCUACUGCAGACCCAGAACUUGCGGAGGCACAAGGCGGUGCGCGUGGUCAUCGCUGUAGUGGCGGUCUUCAUUGCCUGCCACCUGCCCUACAACGUCGCCCUCCUGGGUCGCACGGCAGCCCUGUUCAAGGAGAAGCGGUGUGGGACGGGGAAGGCCACCGUGCUGGCACUGAUGGUCACCGAGACCCUGGCAUACCUCCACUGCUGUCUCAACCCUGUGCUGUACGCCUUCGUCGGGGUGAACUUCCGAAACCACUUCCAGAAGAUUCUGGUAGACCUGUGGUGUCUGGGGAAGAAGUACCUUUAUGGCAAGCGGUCAUCAUCAGUGACCUCAGAAGUUUUCAUCUCGGCUCGAAAGUCAGUUGAUGGCUCCAAUAAUGGGUCCUCUUUUACUAUGUGAAUGUUAUGUUAUGUUUUCACAAUCCAGUUAAAAUAUUUCCUGUUAAAAUAGUGCAAACCCAUUCUAAUAUUUCAAUGUGUCUUUUCAAGCUUUCCAUUAGCAUACAAUGAGAGUGUCUAGGAGAAAUGGUUUCACUGUAAAAUGUGUAAUGGGGUGAUGGUGGGGAUUCUUACAGUUUCAGUGUUGACAGUAACUGGGAGUCACACAAGGAGAUCAAUACUUAGCGCUUCAGUGUCUCGUAGGAAGGGUUGGGUUACGAUUAAGGUUAGGGUUCAAUCUGCAGGGUUUUCACCCCCUCUUCUUCAUGAGGAAGUCCUCUAGGUGAUGGGGAAUCUGUGGUCUGUGGUUAGGUUAAGUGUUAAGUGUGAGGUUAGUUUUGCAGAAUUGGUCUGUGUGCAGCAGCUGGUGAGAGGUCCUCCUGAACUGACCAAGGACAUUGCAGCAACCCCUCAUUUAAUGAAAAUAUAUAGGAAGAUACACUCAAAUGUAUAUUUGCAGUAAAUGUAUCAAUUUAACCCUUAAACACAUGACUGAACAUAACGGGGCCCUAAAAUUAAUAAAAGCUUUUUUCUUUGGGAAUGUAUAUAAUGUGAUUUCAAAUAAUUUAUAUUCCAUAUUUUACUCCUAAGAGUGUCUCAGAUGUUUGUGUUUUAUUUUGUUAUAUUUUUUUAUCUUUAGGGAUAUUAGAUUGAAGUUACUCAGAAGGAAAAAAUGAGAUUUUAAUUCAUUUUUAUCAAACAUAAGUUGAGAUAUAUUCUUCAUCUUAUUUUCUGUAUGCACUCUAUGGACUGUCUUUUACUGUCUUUGUCCAUAAUGUUUGUUCCCAAUGUCUUGAUUUGCCACAAUUUUAGAUUUGGAAUCACACAAUUAACAUGUGGUAAUAGUGCACAUUCUUAUUAAAGGGUAUUUUUAUACAUUUUGUUUUCACCAUGUAGAAAUGACAGCUGUGUUUAUACAUAGUCCCCCCAAUUCAGGGCACCAUAAUGUUUGGGACACAUGGCUUCGUAGGUGUUUGUAAUUGCUGAGAUGUGUUAAAUUGCCUCCUUAAUGCAGGUAUAACAGAGCUCUCAGCACUCAGCACUUAGUCUAAUAAUUGCUCCAACAGUUGUUAACUUCUCACCAAGCUGCUUGCUUAUUUUCUUGUAGCCCAUCCCAGCC
Messenger RNA from Conger conger (European conger), 2468 nucleotides. It is a transcript of the gene ccr6b, whose product is annotated as chemokine (C-C motif) receptor 6b. NCBI's taxonomy places the organism in Eukaryota, Metazoa, Chordata, Actinopteri, Anguilliformes, Congridae. The transcript is spliced from 3 exons. Gene Ontology annotation, biological process: chemotaxis; G protein-coupled receptor signaling pathway; immune response. Gene Ontology annotation, cellular component: membrane. The record is from RefSeq and is a predicted model, not a curated record. Gene Ontology annotation, molecular function: chemokine receptor activity. Bases 204 to 1310 code for a protein of 368 amino acids.